GUACCCUCCUGAAAUACAUACUAAAUCACAAACACACACACACAUAUACCUUGUGAAAAUGUCUCUCCCAAUUCUCUUCAUCUUUUCGGUACUCCUAAUUUCCUCCUUCCCUCCUCACACUGCAGCACUAGACUUCUGCAUUGCAGACCUAACAUUGCCUACCGGACCAGCAGGCUACCCCUGCAAAAAUGCUGCCAAUGUGACCGCGGACGAUUUUGUAUAUUCCGGGCUAGGCAUUGCCGGUAACACCUCCAAUAAUAUUUUCAAAUCUGCAGUGACCACUGCAUUUGUUACCGAAUUCCCUGGUUUGAACGGGCUAGGUCUAUCCAUGGCCCGGGGAGACAUAGCCCCCGGGGGAGUGAUACCAAUGCACACACACCCUAGUGCACAUGAACUCUUGAUUAUUAUUGAAGGGUCAGUUGUUGCAGGAUUGAUAUCUUCUUCAGACAACCAAGUUUACUUGAAAACUCUUAACCAGGGAGACAUUAUGCUUUUUCCUAAAGGCUUACUGCACUUCCAAGUCAAUACAGGACGAGUUCCGGUGAUCGAAUUUGUUAGUUUCAGUGAUCCAGACCCUGGUCUCCAAAUCCUAGAUAAUGCUUUGUUUGCUAACAACUUGCCUUCGGAAUACAUUGAGAAGGUCACUUUCCUUGAUGAUGAUCAAGUCAAGAAGCUCAAGGCUGUUUUUGGUGGCACUGGUUAAGCUAGCUACCUACCUCUCUCAACAUUAAUAAUUGCUUGUCUCUUACGUACUUUAAUUUUCUUCCAAUCAAUUUGGUGUUUUCUGGUUUCUUGAUUUGUUGUGGUACUUAAUUAAGGUCUGUGUGUAGGAUUCUACUUCUUGUUGGCUGCUUCUUUGUGUACUAUAUUAAUUUUCGAUGUCAAAUUAAUUGUAAGCUUGGUGAGUGUAAAUGCUAAGUUUGCAAUAAGCAACUUUUUAUUUUUAUUUUUAAUGUAAACCUGAAGGCAAACUCCUUCUAUUUGAAUAAAUUCACUAUGCAUGUUUCUUUAA
Cornus florida is the source of this 1012-nucleotide messenger RNA. RefSeq names its product auxin-binding protein ABP19a-like. Gene Ontology annotation, molecular function: manganese ion binding. The transcript has a single exon. Lineage: Eukaryota; Viridiplantae; Streptophyta; Magnoliopsida; Cornales; Cornaceae. Gene Ontology annotation, cellular component: cell wall. Bases 59 to 703 code for a protein of 214 amino acids. The record is from RefSeq and is a predicted model, not a curated record.